AUGGGGACACAUCAGUGUAAUGAAGGGCCAUAUGAACAAACUGGAAUUAACAGUGGUAUAAGGCAUACUGUACAGGGUUCGGAUACUAGUCUAAGCAUAUCUCCUACACUCCCCACCCAGGCCCUGCUACAAGGGGUGAUAGACAAUCCAAAUAGACUAAUAGAUAAUAACAAGGAUAAUCUUGACAAGGUAUUAGAUCAGGGAAAAGGUCGGUAG
Molecule: messenger RNA, 216 nt
Organism: Dovyalis caffra
Lineage: Eukaryota; Viridiplantae; Streptophyta; Magnoliopsida; Malpighiales; Salicaceae
Source: the annotation of a GenBank genome assembly